This is a messenger RNA of Pleurotus ostreatus (oyster mushroom), 1446 nucleotides long. RefSeq lists its product as uncharacterized. The record is from RefSeq and is a predicted model, not a curated record. The coding region runs from base 1 to 1446 and encodes 481 amino acids. Gene Ontology annotation, biological process: oxalate metabolic process. NCBI's taxonomy places the organism in Eukaryota, Fungi, Basidiomycota, Agaricomycetes, Agaricales, Pleurotaceae. The transcript is spliced from 11 exons.
AUGAGUCGGUGGCUCGCACUUGCUGCCUCGGCCUUGUCAUUCUCUCUCUUUCUAGGACUUAUCACUUCUUUACCAGCAACAGCGCUCUCCGAUGCCCAGGUCGAAGCAUGGCUGAAGCAAAAGGAUUCCUCGUUGAAGCCUCUGACCCUGACGCGACGCGACGCAGCUGGCAUCAAACCAAAGCACCUAAGACCUUCCUCGCCAAACUCAAAGUCGAAGCGCGACAUCACUCCUCCAGAUGUUGGCCAAGUAGCUGAAUUCAGUGGUUCGCCACAACCCCUGAGGAACGGCGCAGGAGGGGAAUUCAGCGGCGACGAUACAAACCACGAGAUUGAUGCCCAGAACCCGGACAAUGUCGCUGGCCCCCCAACUGAUUCCGGUGUUGUGCCAAAUCUCAAAUGGAGCUUCUCGUCCUCGCAUACCCGAUUGCUUAAAGGUGGCUGGGUUAGAGAGCAAGCGAUCACAGAUCUACCUCCUUCCGUAGAUAUUGCAGCAGCAGAACUUAGACUGGCUCCUAAUGCCUACAGAGAACUUCAUUGGCAUCGCGUCGCAGAGUGGGGAUACAUUUUGAAUGGCACAGGUCGUGUAUCGGCAGUUGAUGAAGACGGUCGAAGCUAUAUCUCAGAUGUCGUCGGUCCUACCGCCAACGGCGACCCCGAUAUCUACUACUUCCCCCCAGGCGUGCCACACAGUAUCCAGGCUCUCGGUGACGGCCUCGAGAUUCUCAUCUUGUUCACUGACGGGAACUUCGACCGCACGGGAACAACAUUCAUGUUGUCUGACUGGCUUGCCCGAACGCCUUUAGCUAUUGUCGCGCAGAACCUCGGCGUCAACGUCAGUGAACUGGCAAAUAUACCACAGAGGGAUCCGUACAUCAUCCCACUACCGACGGGCAGUCCACCUCCACCUCCGCUUGGCCAUGCAGACGAAAGUGCCCCUGUUUCCCCUGAUGGCAAGGUUCCAAGUCCGUUCGUGUUCAGGUUGUCACAGCAAGAGAAGACCGUCGCGAAGGGAGGAGGAGGUUGGGUUAAAAUCCAAGAUUCGGUUACUAAUUUCCCGGUCUCCAAGGAAGUAGCGAGUGCGCUCGUCUUUGUAGAACCCAACGGUCUUCGUGAAUUGCAUUGGCAUACCAAAGAUGAAUGGCUUUAUAUUAUUCACGGUAAAGGCAGAGCUACCGCUUUUGCCGGGUCAAGCACCUCUCGAACUUUCGACUUCCAGGCCGGUGAUACCGGCGUCUUCCCGAACUCUUAUGGACACUAUAUCAAGAAUCUUUCUCCAACCGAACCCCUCAUAUUCUUAGAGAUCUUCAAGCAAGAACGCUUCGUUGAUUUCAGCGCCACACAAUGGCUUGCCUUGACACCUCCUCAAGUUGUGGCUGAUUUAUUAAAUAUAUCCGUGGCCACAGUACAGAGAUUCAACAAGGAGAAGCAGGUUAUCAUAGCCUAG